AUGCACCAGAACAAUACAACACGAUCGUCGUAUGAAAAAGAACCAAUAUCAAACCUUCGAUCGUCGGGAUUAGGAGACUCUAAAGUUAAUGUCAAGCAUUUCACUCAGUUCGUCUAUGAAGGUGCUCAAAUAUACGUGUACGAUGCUAAGACAAACGAAGAAUAUAAUGAUCCAAAAAAGUGGAGUUUCUAUUACGUACCGAUUCUACAGCCGGUUAAAGCUGGUGCUAAAUCUGAUUGGGCGUGGGCGCACAAGAAUGAAGUUCGUGUUCUGAUCGCUCUCGGCACGGAAGAAGUAGAGGCAAUGACUCGAGAAGCGAUUUCCAAGCGUUAUGAUGAUGAAACGGUAUCCAGCUACUCUCGAUUCUGGCUCAUAGCUCCACUAAUGAUUGACUCAUUGAAUAGCUACAUCAUCACAGGCAGUUCAACACCAGUUGAAGGGGUCGUCUCCUACAAUCAUGUCAACCCAAACAAAUUAGUGACCACGAUGCGUUUCAUUUGCACCUCCGACGACAUGGCAAAAACAAUCGUACAAAAAGUGCUGGACGGUGAUUAUGAGAUUGAAGUAGCAUUCAUGUUUUCCGGCUGGUGGGGUAUCAAGGAGAAUUCAAUAUCGAUUACUGGUAGUCAAUUGACAGCAGUACUUAGUAAAACAACCGCCGAUGGAGGUGGGACAAACAAUACAUACAUUCACCGUAAUCAGGCAUCGAGUUUUAUCGGUCGAUAUGUUACUAAUGUUCGAACACUCAUCUACAUGGAGAAUACGAAUACGAAUCUGAGUGUAUUGACUGCUGAUCUACCAGCUCGAUUCGCUGCUCUCUUUCAACAAGGUAAAUAUGAGUUAUUUAAUUGUCACUUAUCAAAUACUGUUGAAUUUUCAUUAGGUAUGGAAAGUGCCCAGGAACAGAGAAUUUUAGCGGGAAAUUAUAGCCAAGUUUGGAAUCCGUCGGAUCUCAAUCCAGAUCGUAUUACCAGAGAGCUAAAUAAAAUGUUUACUUACAAUCAAACAGAAACAGAAAGUCAUAAUUACAGUGACAAAUAUUACAAUUACAAUUCUGAUUGGAAGUUAUCUACUUCGGUAAGUACAUCAGCCAGUGCUAGUGCUUGUAUUUAUGGAAAAUUCGGUUGCGUGAGUGGCAGUACGUCCGUUGAUGUUGAUGUUUCACAAGAGCAUCAGGAGGUUGGCGGUAUUCCUCCUUGGCCAUGGCUAUUGUGCGAUGGUGAGGCUGUUUCACGAGUUACCUACAAUCGUCUAUUCUCCGUUAUUGGAACAAGCUAUGGGGUAGGCGAUGGUUCAACAACAUUUAAUCUGCCUGAUUUUCGUGGCAGAUUUCCCUUAGGUGUCGACGAGGCAAGUUUAGUUGUUAAUAACGCAACAAAACUAGGUGCUAGAGGUGGUCAAGUAUGGCACAAUUUGACACUAGACCAACUACCAUCACAUGUUCACGAUAGAGGAACCUAUUCUACUCUAACAGCAGGUGAUCAUUUACAUACCUAUAAUGAUCCGGGACAUAAUCACGGUGGACACACUGGUUCUUCGGCGUACAGUGAAGGAACCAUGACCUUUCAUACACCAAGAGGUGGUCGUGGCAAUGAUCAUGGUUCUCAUUCACACACUAUUUCCACAGAUAAAACGAAUAUAAACAUUAAUAGAGCUGGUGAUCACAUUCAUUCGAUUAUCGGUCAAAGCAGCGCUGUAGGUGGUGGACAUGUGUUCAGUAUUUUAAAUCCGUAUGAAACAGUGAAUUAUAUUAUCUACAGCAAUUAG
Messenger RNA from Rotaria sp. Silwood2, 1767 nucleotides. NCBI's taxonomy places the organism in Eukaryota, Metazoa, Rotifera, Eurotatoria, Philodinida, Philodinidae. The record is from the annotation of a GenBank genome assembly.